This is a messenger RNA of Dioscorea cayenensis subsp. rotundata (Guinea yam), 1861 nucleotides long. Its product is annotated as 3-ketoacyl-CoA synthase 1. Gene Ontology annotation, molecular function: acyltransferase activity, transferring groups other than amino-acyl groups. Gene Ontology annotation, cellular component: membrane. The transcript has a single exon. The coding region runs from base 274 to 1806 and encodes 510 amino acids. Gene Ontology annotation, biological process: fatty acid biosynthetic process. The record is from RefSeq and is a predicted model, not a curated record. Lineage: Eukaryota; Viridiplantae; Streptophyta; Magnoliopsida; Dioscoreales; Dioscoreaceae.
UACCCAUAGCCCAGCUGCCGUUGACCCAUCGCCAGCAUGCAAACGCAGCCCUCCUUCCUUACCUUUGUUUACUUGUCUUUGUGUAACAAGUUUCUUACAGUGAACUCCUUCCCACAUAACACGCAAAUGAAACUAUAAAUAUAUAGAUAUAUACCAGAAGCAGCAAGAGUUGUGUAUAACUAGCUAGCCAGGCGCGCUCAUAACUCGCACAUACACCGUUGCAUUAACAUUAAUCCCUUACCAUUCUCCGCUUGUGGACAAGAGUGGAGAUCGAUGGAGAUGGGAGAGCCACUAGUGAUGGAUCGUGAGCGGUUAACGGCAGAUUUGGAGUUCGCUGAUGACUCCUCGUCGAUUGUGAUCAAGAUUCGCAGGCGGUUACCUGACUUUCUUCAGUCAGUUAAGCUUAAGUAUGUCAAGCUUGGUCUCAGCUCCAUUACCAUCUCGGCUACCUAUCUUGUAGCACCGUUCCUUUUCCUUUCCGCUGUCUCAGCACUUCGGCUUGACUUGGAGAGUGCCCUCGCGGCGGCCACAGUCGUUGUUGUUCUCACAACCAUUUACUUGCUCAAACGCCCGCGCCCUGUUUAUCUUAUUGAUUUCGCUUGUUAUAAGCCUGAAGAUGAGCUGAAGAUUUCUAAAGACGGGUUCUUGGAUAUGACCGAGAAGACUGGUGCGUUCUCAGAGGAGACGCUCGAGUUCCAGACCAAGAUCACUAAGAGGUCAGGUCUGGGGGAUGAGACUUACCUCCCGCCAGGAAUACAAGCUCGGCCGCCUAGGCUGAGCAUGGCCGAAGCCAGAAUGGAAGCCGAGGCUGUCAUGUUCGGCUGUCUCGACGCGCUCUUCAAACGAACAGGCAUUAACCCGAGCCGCGACGUUGGCAUCCUCAUCGUGAACUGCAGCCUCUUUAACCCAACACCAUCUCUCUCGGCCAUGAUCGUCAACCGCUACAAAAUGCGGUCUGAUAUUAAGAGCUUCAACCUCGGUGGCAUGGGCUGCAGCGCUGGCCUCAUCUCCAUCGACCUCGCAAAAGAUUUACUCCAAGCUAACCGCAACUCGUACGCUCUGGUACUCAGCAUGGAGAACAUCACCCUCAACUGGUACUUCGGCAACGACCGUUCCAUGCUUUUAUCCAACUGCAUCUUCCGAAUGGGCGGUGGAGCGGUGCUGCUCUCCAACAGGGCCGCUGACUCCGGCCGAGCCAAGUACCGGUUGAUGCACACCGUGCGAACACACAAGGGAGCGGAUGACGGUUGCUACCAAUGCGUGUACCAAAAAGAGGACGCACAGGGGAACAUCGGUGUGUCGUUAGCGCGGGAGCUGAUGGCCGUGGCGGGCGACGCGCUGAAAACCAACAUCACCACGCUGGGGCCAUUAGUACUCCCUUUGAGCGAGCAAAUGAAGUUCCUUGCUACGUUGGUGGCUCGGCGGGUGCUGCGGAUGAGGAGGGUGCGGCCGUACAUUCCGGACUUCAAGAAGGCUUUCGAGCAUUUCUGCGUGCAUGCUGGUGGGAGGGCAGUGCUGGACGAGGUGCAGAAGAACUUGGGCCUUCACGACAGAGACAUGGAGCCCGGACGGAGCGCGCUGCACCGGUUCGGCAACACGAGCAGUAGCACGCUCUGGUACGAGCUCGCUUACGCUGAGGCCAAAGGGCGGGUGCGCAGCGGUGACCGAGUCUGGCAAAUCGGGUUCGGAUCUGGGUUCAAGUGCAACAGCGCCGUUUGGCGCGCGAUGAGGGACGUUCCGGCUGUUGGUCAGACCGAUUCGUGCAACCCUUGGGCUGACUGCAUCCAUCUCUACCCUGCAAAGUGAUUCGCGGCGGCAUAAUUAUUGGUUGGAAUUGUCAAAAGGUUAUUUUUAACCAAAA